This is a messenger RNA of Penicillium robsamsonii, 1635 nucleotides long. Its product is annotated as putative extracellular lipase. The record is from RefSeq and is a predicted model, not a curated record. NCBI's taxonomy places the organism in Eukaryota, Fungi, Ascomycota, Eurotiomycetes, Eurotiales, Aspergillaceae. The coding region runs from base 1 to 1635 and encodes 544 amino acids. The transcript has 2 exons.
AUGAUAACUUCUGAUACCAAGCCUUCUGUCACCCUGGUGCAAGGCCAUGUGGUGGGGACCCAGCUUAACGACUCUUUUCCCCAACCUGUCGACGCAUUCUUGGGAGUCCCGUAUGCCCUUCCUCCUGUGGCGGAUCGACGUUUCAGACCAGCAGCGAAGGUUGCGAGCUCAACGAAUACCAUCGAUGCCUCCAAAUAUGGUCCCGCAGCUCCUGGGAAGGCACUUCUCUCGGGAGGACCGAAACUCGUGCAGAGUGAGGACUGCUUGACGGCGAAUAUCUUUCGACCGGCUGGCACCAAUCAGGCAGACAAGGUCCCUGUCGCGGUUUAUCUACACGGUGGUGCUUUCAAUCGGGGGUCGGCAGCUAUGCACAAUACUGCAUCCAUGGUAGCGUGGUCAGAACGUCCGUUCGUUGCCGUGAGCUUCGGUUAUCGCAUUGGAGCUCUUGGAUUCUUACCUUCGAGUCUGUCGCAGAAGGAGGGGGUGCUAAAUCUCGGAUUGCGUGAUCAGGUGCAUUUGUUGGAGUGGGUCCAAGAGAACAUCGCCAACUUUGGCGGUGAUCCUGCCAAUGUCACUUUGUUUGGUCUUUCUGCGGGGGCACAUUCAAUUGGCCACCACCUCCUCAAUUACGACGAGCACAAAUCGCCGUUAUUCCAUCGUGUGAUUAUCGAGUCUGGAGCACCUACUUCGCGCGCUGUUCGCCCAUAUAAUGCCAAGGUUCAUGAGGACCAAUUUGCAGACUUCCUCCACGAAGUCGGUUGCCCAGCCGAUCUAGCUGAAGCAGAAAUCUUCCCAUUCCUACGUUCGCUCCCCAGUUUGACUGUUACAAAUGCCCAAACGGCUGUUUUUGACAAGUACAACCCUUCCCUUCGGUGGGCAUUCCAGCCCGUGAUUGACGGAGAUAUUAUUUCUCGCAAGCCCCUCGAGGCAUGGAAAUCACAAGUCUGGAAUAAAGUACCCAUUAUGACCGGGUUCAACAGCAAUGAGGGAACAAUGUACGUCGACAAGAAAAUGUCGGACGCCUCCCAGUUUCGCGAGUUCUGGCACAGUCUUCUGCCCGAACUCUCGUCGUCAGAUCUCGACACAAUCGAAAGUCUGUAUCCUAACCCCGCCGUUGAUUCCACAUCGCCCUAUGUAGAGAACAGACAGGGCGAGGGUCUCGGACCUCAAUUUAAGCGCAUUGAAGCUGCCUACGGACACUAUGCGUAUGUGGCACCAGUCCGCCAGACAGCACAAUUUGCGUCAUCCCAAGGUGCGCCAGUUUACCUUUACCGCUGGGCGCUACCUCGAACAAUCGUUGGUCGAGCAAACCAUGCCGAUAAUAUGUACUACGAGACCUAUAACAGUGCCAUUACGGGAAUUUCAGAAUCGCAGAAAGAGCUGUCUGGCACACUUCAUGCCUACUUGACUAGUUUCAUCACGACUGGUGAUCCUAAUGCCGUGACUGGUCGAUAUGUCCUCCCAGAGUGGAAGCCCUUCCAGUCAGCAGAUAAGAAGAUUAUGAUCUUUGGAGAGGGGAAUGACGAACUGAUCGGAGGGGAUGUAGCCUCUCCUGCGAAAUGCGUUGCGGAUGAUUGGGCAAGAAAAGAGACAGAAUUUUGGUGGUCAAAGGUUCCGAUUUCCCAGCUUGCUUGA